Trichomonas vaginalis G3 is the source of this 593-nucleotide messenger RNA. RefSeq names its product KilA, N-terminal/APSES-type HTH, DNA-binding family. Lineage: Eukaryota; Parabasalia; Trichomonadida; Trichomonadidae. The transcript has a single exon. The annotation marks the transcript as partial. The record is from RefSeq and is a predicted model, not a curated record.
AUGUCAACAUCAGAGAACACAACAACUGCUAUCGUUCAUGAAGCCAUAAGUGAAGAAUACGAGUGGGUUCAGUUUAACAAACAACUCCGUCUCAUUCGUUCGGUCAAAGAUGACAUGUACCAAAUGCAAAGUAUUUUGACAGCAUGUUUUGCUCCAGAUACUAAGAAACCACAAGACUGGUUUGAAUUAAAUAGCACUCAUGAACUCCUCAGUGAGUUUGAACAUGUAGAACUUAAAAAGAUGUACCAAGACAGACAAAACUUACCAUCGCAUCUAAAAGGUAUAUAUGUUCAUAAGUUCCUAGUUAGUUCAAUAGCAAUGUGGGCUUCACCUCGCUAUGCAUGGUAUGUUUGUAAACUUCUUGACGAACUUUGUACAAAGCAGAGAGAAGAUAUGAUGAAAGAAGACAAAAACAUACAGAAAAGAAUACCACGUUCGGUACCAAAAGGAAAGGAAAAGAACUAUAAGUAUAUGAUUUACACUGAAGAGAUGGAAAAUGAAGAAGACAGAGAUAUGGUUAUGUUGCAUUUAGUCAGAAGAAACAACAAAAGCUUUUACGACUUAGCUAAGAUUUACAAAUCUGACAGAAAUUG